GCCCGGCGGCCGCGCUCUGAUUCUAAGAUGGCGGCGCGCGGAGGCGGCGGUGGCGACGGCGCGGAGCAGGGCCCGGCGCUGCUCAGCGGGGACGUGGAGCUCGAGGCCGGAGCCGCGGCCAUUCCGGAGGAGAAUCCUCCAGACGUGCCGCGCAGCAGCCCCAAGGCACCGCCGAAGCCUGUCGUGAGAGUCUUCCUGCCCAACAAGCAGAGGACAGUGGUGCGUGCGACGGGCGGAGUUACAGUCCGAGACAGUCUGAAGAAAGCGCUGACCAUGAGAGGGCUCCUCCCAGAGUGCUGUGCGGCCUACCGAAUCCAGGGUGGAGAGAAGACACCGAUCGGCUGGGACACUGACAUUUCCUGGUUUACUGGGGAGGAACUGCAUGUGGAAUUGUUGGAAAAUGUUCCACUUACAACACACACUUUUGUACGGAAAACUUUUUUCGCCUUAGCAUUUUGUGACUUUUGUCGAAAGCUACUGUUCCAGGGUUUCCGCUGUCAGACAUGUGGUUAUAAGUUUCACCAGCGCUGUAGUACAGAGGUUCCUGUGAUGUGUAUUAAUUAUGACCAACUUGAUUUGCUGUUUGUCUCCAAGUUCCUUGAACACCAGCCAUUACCGCAGGAGAAGACCUCCUUAGCAGAGACCCUUCCAUCUGAAUCAUCCCCCAAAGAGUCCACUGGGAAAUAGAGAAAAAAGCAGGAAAACUUAAAGGAGAAGAUGAGAUCUGAGUGAACAUAGGAAAUGAAAGCGUGGCAAUUGGAAAUGGAAAAGUGGCGUAAAUAAAGAGCUAGUGGAGACAGGCUUGUCGGAAUUGAGAGGUGCAUGUAUAAAGCCCAGUUGCAGAGUAUUAGAGUUUGCUUGGCACAAGAAGGGAGAAAAAAUUAAAGGCUUUCAAGCAGAUUACUAUGAAAAUGCUUUUAAGGAAAUAUACAUAGUUAUUUAGUAAUAACUAUGUAAUCACACCGCUACAUAGUGGUGGACUAAAAAGACCAAUGGACAAAAGUCCCAGUGAGGAAAGGCAACUAGGUUGUGAAAACUGGCAGGCAGUGAGAUCCCGAUCUGGAGCAGUGGCAGUGCAGAGAAGGACAAGUGUUCAUAAAGUGCUGAAAAAUCAAUAGUGUUGUCAGUUGUAGAGGGUGAAGCAGUGGCUUUACAGGCAAUGCAAAGGCGUCACGUAUUUCAGCUUCAAGGUAGGAAGAAAAGGGAUCCACAGUAAUGAUGAGUUAAGUGGUAUUAGUUUUAUCUGGAGCAUUGCUUACACAGAUGUUAUGUCUGUAAUUUCAGAAAUACUUAGUUCAGAAAUUCUGUCAGUUUUCACUCUUCCUUCUCUUCCUCACAAUGUAAUCUUACUUCUUUAGGAUUCUACCUAGAGAGAUCAAUUGACACUUCUCAUAGAUCUGUAAUUUUUGUGAAACCAAUCUUCCUGAAGAUCUCACAGCUUAGAAAAGUUAACCGAAGGUUUUUAUAUUAAAGAGUGGUUAAAAAACAAAAAUUAAGAAAAAUGGGCAUGAUGAUGCAGGACUGUAAUCCCAGAAC
Molecule: messenger RNA, 1536 nt
Organism: Chinchilla lanigera (long-tailed chinchilla)
Lineage: Eukaryota; Metazoa; Chordata; Mammalia; Rodentia; Chinchillidae
Product: serine/threonine-protein kinase B-raf-like
Exons: 2
Coding region: 28-687 (219 amino acids)
Biological process (GO): signal transduction
Source: RefSeq, a predicted model, not a curated record